AUGGAUAAUUUAUGCAAAUAUGAGAAUAUUUAAGAAUCGAGUGACAGAUGCUUAUAUGUUUAAACUAAUUGCAAUAAUCAAUCCAAAAUAGCUUUCACUCAACUUUUCUAUUGUCAAUUUGAUGAAAACUACAUUCUAGUGUUGAUCUUCAUUGUAAAUCUCUCAAUCAAUAUAUAGCCAUUCUUUUUCUUUGUGAUGUUCAACUUGUUAUCAAAAACAGCCGAAAAUUAUUUGUCUCCUGCUGUUGCCCACAUUGCCAAAUAUUUUAAAUUAUCGCAAACACUCUCAGGAAUUACACUCAUAGCCUUAGCCAAUGGAGCACCAGAUGUAAUAACAGCGAUUAUUGCAACAGGAGAAGAUGACCAAGGUGUUUUGAUUGCAGUUGGUAGCAUUUUUGGUAGUGGGUUGUUCAUGACUACAUUCGUUUUAGGAUCAGUCUUAUAUUAUUCAAAACAUAUAUUAGUGAACAAAGUAUCUUUAACAAGAGAUCUAAUAUUUAAUAUUCUGGGAAUAGGAUCUAUUAUCACGUUUGGCUAUAUUGGAUAUAUCUCCAAUCAAUUUUCAAUUCUUUUUGUUUCAUUAUAUAUAAUGUACAUAUUUGUUGUUAUGUUAAAUGAAAAAUCAGAAAUCAAACAUUGUCAAGAGAAUUUAUAAAUAAUCAAGAAGUAAGAACACCAUGAGGAACAAUAAGGUUUACUCUCAGAAGAAGAGUAUCAAUAGCCAUAAUAAAUUGAUGAGGUUAAACCUUUCAAAUAUUUUGGAAAUGAAUAACAAUCAUUAGAAUUUGAAGAACAGCAAGUCAAUCUAUAUCUAACUGAAAGUUGUGAUGACGAGGAUGAAGAACAAGUUGUCAUUGCCUUUUCCAAACAAUCACCAUUUCAAAAGUUAUAGACUAUUUUAACAAUGGGUUUCGAUUUAAUUAGUAAGUACACAGAAGGUAAGAAAUAAUAAAACAAAAUUAAAACUUCCAUUUAAUUGUUAUUCACUCCAUUAUUAUUGCUACUUGUCUUAGAUAUUUAUGAUUCAUUAUUAUUUGAUCAACCUCUUUGGCUAUAUGUAGUAUGCAUAGCACUCAUUUUGGCAGUAUAUCAUUAUUGUCAUUAAAUACCUUUUAUAGUAUAAUACUCUUUAAUCAAUUAGGCUUUAACCAUUUGGAGUGCCAUUUGUUCUAUUGUGUGGUGUAAAUUAAUAGUGGAAGUCCUUGUUGAUUUCAUUGUGUUAAUCCAAACUCUAACUGGAAUCAGUCCUUCAUAUUUAGGUAUGACCUUCCUUGCUUUUGGGAAUUCUGCUUGUGAUUUCUUAGUAAAUACACAAUUAGCUAAGAUGGGAUUAGGUAUUAUGGCCAUAACAGGUUGUUUCGCAGGAGCAUUCUUCAAUUUAAAUGUGGGGUUCGGGAUUGCCUUGUUGAAAUAAACUUGGAAUGGCACCAAUAUCUAGUUUCCUUUGUUCAUUUCAGAUGAAGCCAAUUCACAUCUAAUUAAUCCAUAGACCACAUUAAUUAUUUAAUUGCUUUUGAUUUUCUCGCUUUUAAAUAUGGCAUCGACUUUGUUAUUGUCUGUAAUAUUAAAAUUCUAGCUGAAGAAGCAAUUGUCUUAUUAUUAUUUCACUUAUUAUUUCAUUGUUUUAACCACUCUAACAAUGAUAACAUUUUUUGUUAAUUGA
This is a messenger RNA of Paramecium tetraurelia, 1662 nucleotides long. RefSeq lists its product as uncharacterized. Gene Ontology annotation, cellular component: membrane. The transcript has 4 exons. Gene Ontology annotation, biological process: monoatomic cation transport; transmembrane transport. Gene Ontology annotation, molecular function: monoatomic cation transmembrane transporter activity. The record is from RefSeq and is a predicted model, not a curated record. Lineage: Eukaryota; Ciliophora; Oligohymenophorea; Peniculida; Parameciidae.